AUGGCACCUCUCAUCGUCGACAUCCAUACCCAUGUCUAUCCUCCCUCCUACAUGCAGAUGCUUCGAGCGCGCAAGACGGUACCUUAUGUCCACGAUCCCGCCGACAAUGCGACCCCGCGGCUCAUCAUCCUCUCCUCGGACGACGAUGCUUCCAUCCCAAUCGACCAGCGCGGCCGACCCGUGGACUCGUCCUACUACGACAUCGACGUCAAAUUGGCUUUCAUGCGUCGUCACGGAAUCAACAGCAGCGUGAUCUCCCUCGCCAACCCCUGGUUGGAUUUUCUCGAGCCAGACGAAGCGCAGACAUGGGCGGAGCGCAUCAACGACGACCUGGAGGCCACCUGCGCACGCGUGAACCGUGCCGUGGAUCCCGAGAACACGCUGCAGUUGCACGAAAAGGAAACCCUAUUCGCUUUUGGCGCGCUCCCGCUCAGUGCCCCCAGCGCGGAUGUGGUCGUCCGGGAGAUUGAGAGACUAAAGACCUUGCCCCAUCUGCGAGGAGUGAUCAUGGGUACGACCGGGCUGGGGAAGGGCCUGGAUGACGGUCGAUUGGAUCCUGUCUGGAAGGCGUUGCAGGAUACCGACUCUCUGUUGUUCUUGCAUCCACACUAUGGACUCCCAGAUGAGGCCUUUGGGGGGCCCGAGGCGAUGAAUCGCUACGGUCAUGUCCUGCCCUUAGCCCUUGGCUUCCCCCUGGAGACCACGAUCGCCGUGACCCGGAUGUUGUUGGCUGGGGUGUUUGAUCGCUUCCCGGGGCUGAAGAUCCUGCUGGCGCACUCUGGAGGCACAUUGCCUUUCCUUGCUGGGAGAAUCGAGAGUUGUAUCCUGCAUGAGCGCAAAUUUAUUGCCAACGGAGGCGACGUUCCCGGUCCGCAAAGAAGUGUUUGGGACGUCCUCAACACCAACAUCUACCUGGAUGCAGUCGUCUAUGGUACUGCAGGCUUGAAAGCCGCGGUGACUGCAGCUGGCGGUGCGGACCGUCUACUCUUCGGGACUGAUCACCCAUUCUUCCCUCCGCUGGGUAAAGAUGACAAGGAGUGGCCUAGUGUAACGACGAACUAUAAGGCCAUCCAUACUGCAUUUGACGGAGAAACCGAGACUGUUGCAGGGGUCUUGGGAGAGAACGCGGCCCGCAUCUUGAAGUUGAAAUGA
This is a messenger RNA of Aspergillus saccharolyticus JOP 1030-1, 1152 nucleotides long. Its product is annotated as amidohydrolase family protein. NCBI's taxonomy places the organism in Eukaryota, Fungi, Ascomycota, Eurotiomycetes, Eurotiales, Aspergillaceae. The transcript has 2 exons. Gene Ontology annotation, biological process: secondary metabolic process. Gene Ontology annotation, cellular component: cytoplasm; cytosol. The record is from RefSeq and is a predicted model, not a curated record. Bases 1 to 1152 code for a protein of 383 amino acids. Gene Ontology annotation, molecular function: hydrolase activity; carboxy-lyase activity.